Messenger RNA from Exserohilum turcica Et28A, 1342 nucleotides. RefSeq lists its product as uncharacterized. Bases 1 to 972 code for a protein of 323 amino acids. Gene Ontology annotation, molecular function: ATP binding; protein kinase activity. Lineage: Eukaryota; Fungi; Ascomycota; Dothideomycetes; Pleosporales; Pleosporaceae. Gene Ontology annotation, biological process: protein phosphorylation. The record is from RefSeq and is a predicted model, not a curated record. The transcript has a single exon.
AUGGUUGUAGAGUACUGCAAAAAACUCGCGAUAAAAUACCAAUCCAGGCCGCAGCAAAAAUGGACACCAAUCAAGCACCUCGGCACGCUCAACGGCGGCCUCAACGCAGGCAUCGCCCAAGUGCGCUGCAGCAACCCCAAAGCCCAAGGCAUGAUCUUCAUCGAGAAGCGGUUUGCAGCCCAGGAAUUCCAGUACAAGGUCGCGUACCGCGAGAUCCAGCUGCUGCACCAAAUCAGCGACCACAUCAACAUUGUCACCAUGGUCGACCAUUUCCUGAACGAAGCGGCCGCAAAAGCAGCAGUGUACCUGGAAUACUGCGACUUGGGCAGCCUCGACAAGGUUGUAUUGGAGAUAGCGACAAAAGGGUACCGCGUGCACGAGUGGAAAGUCUGGAAUUGGUUCUUCCAAAUCUGCGGCGCGCUGGCAUAUUGCCAUUUUGGGCCGCAGCCGGACAUGAGCGAUGACGAGGUUUUCCAGUCGGGCUGGAGCCGGGUUUAUCAUCGGGAUAUUAAACCGGGGAAUAUUCUGCUGACGACAGAGGGGGGCCAGAUAGUAGCCAAGCUGGCUGAUUUUGGCUGCGCCAUAUCCGAGGAUUACGUGGCACAGUGCGAAAUCGAGGACUAUGCUAAACGACAGCGCGUGUGGACGGAGGGGUACGAGGCCCCAGAGCACCCGUACUUCAGCGGCGCAUCCGAUGUCUGGCAACUGGGAAUCAGCAUCCUGUGUGUGUGUAUGGGUAUCUGGCAGCCAUGGAGUAUAAAGAGUAACAAAGGUGAGACAUGGGAUGAAGCGCGUCCGGCAGGACCUGGAUACUCGCGCACUUUAAAUUCGAUAAUCAGGCUAUGCUUGGUAAAGGAUCCUGUUCAGCGGCCGACCUCGUACCAGAUUCUGCAGCAGCUGGACCAAGCCAGUGAAGCAAUGGCGUUGAAGUUACCCAAGGACAGGUUUCCGCUAGAAAUAUUCGAUCGGUGAGAUCUAAUCUCGUAUCUAAUGACCUGUUGCGCAACAUUGGACAGCUAACCCACACGGCUGUCUGCGCUGUAGCCAAGAGUUCUAGCGUGUAUGCUCCAGAUUCGGGUGCAACAAAAGCAUAGAUCAGCUUGACAGACAUGGCUACUCAACUCUAAGUGGCGCGCUCUGGCAACACGAAAGCUCGUGCAUCAAUCUUCGCUCAAUGUUCUAGUCAUGAUGCACGCGACAUAGACCCUUCUAUGAUGGACGAUCUUAACAAGGACAGAAUCAGGAGAUCUUCGACGGGCGCAAGAUACGAGUCUGAUUUGCGUUGCCCAACUUUCAAGGCAAAUUCAGUGUUUGUGCCAUCCCCACGAUUCUUCAAGCUGAG